UAUAAUCAUCAUGAAAACAUUCUCAGCAAUUCUACUUGUGUCUUUUCUGGCAACAUGUUUAGCUGGACCUUUGGAACAAGAUUUUUCAACAAUUGAUGAGCAGGGUGGCUAUCAUUUUGGAUUCAAUGAUGGAUACCAGGCUCGUCAAGAAAAACGAACACCCGAAGGAAUUGUUCAAGGUGCAUACCGUUAUAUCGAUGCCAAUGGAGAAACUCAAACUAUUACUUACACUGCUGAUAGUCAUAAUGGAUUUGUGGCUUCUGGAUCAAGUAUUCCCAAAGCUCCAGAACAACCAGCAAUUCCUGAAGUUGCUGGUCCAGUUGCAGUUGAAGAUACCCCUGAAGUAAAAGCAGCUAGAGCCGAACAUUUGGAAGCUCAUAAAAAAGUCUUGAGUGGAGAGGUGCAAAGUGCUCCAAUUGCUUUGAGUCAAAUUCCGGUUCCAGUUCAAGUUCAAUAUGCUCAACAAGUUCCAGCAGCUGCUGUCUAUGCUCAUAAUUAUCCAAUCCUAACUCGCAGUGGAUAUUUCACCUAUGCAAGCCAGCCUGCAGUUCAAUACAUAGUUCAAGCUCCCCAAUAUCAUCCUGAUUAUCAACCAUAUGCUGCUUUGUAAUAAUUGAUUUUAUUUUGUUCUUGAAUAAAAA
Molecule: messenger RNA, 641 nt
Organism: Episyrphus balteatus (marmalade hoverfly)
Lineage: Eukaryota; Metazoa; Arthropoda; Insecta; Diptera; Syrphidae
Product: cuticle protein 6-like
Exons: 1
Coding region: 11-610 (199 amino acids)
Cellular component (GO): chitin-based extracellular matrix
Molecular function (GO): structural constituent of chitin-based larval cuticle
Source: RefSeq, a predicted model, not a curated record